UUUCUCUUUAGAUCUCUCUUGAAGAGGGCUGGUAUAUUUGUGCCUGCUGGAGGUGGAAUUAACUGUAAGAAGGAGGAAGAGAUUGAAUGGAUUUACAAGAAGGAUUUCAAGUAAAUUCAGGGAAACACAUUUACUUGAACAGUAUAACCUUGGGUCUUGUUUUACACUAAGACCAUACAAAAGAUGUUCAAGUUAUCACUAGGCUGCCGGACAAAUAUAAUUCCAUCACCAAGGUGCAGAUCAGCGUAGAUCUGUGAUUCAGACCUCAGGAUUUGUUUUGGAAAGAGUUCAAGCGUUGAGAAGAAGUCAGAGCAAGUGAAGAGAACUUGGGAGCUACAGUCUAUCAGAAGACCAGCUUUCGUCAGUUCAAAUACCAAAGGCCUGAUUAUCAUAAAUUCACAUAGGAAUGCAUAGGUUAUUUGAUCAAAUAAUUUUAGCCAGCUUUUGCUACAUCAACACCGCAAAAGUUCUUAACAACUGUGGAUAAUUAGAAAUCUGAAUUUCAGUUUUCUUAGAAAUAACUACUCUUGACGUGUUCUAAAAUAUUUAAAGCAGGAGAAGAAAAUGGACUGAGGGUGCCGUGUUCAGAAAUAUCACUGUCAUGAAGAAUAGGUAAAUUUGUUUUUACAGCUACUGGCGAAGUGUACCUCCAAGGAACCUGGAUUAUUAUUAUUUUUUUCCCAAGUGGACAAGAAGGAUUAAAAAUAUCGACUUUUGCUUUUAUACAAAAAUGCAUUGGACUGUCUUUUUACUUAGGGGUAUUGUGGGCUUCCUCUGGAGCGGCUGGGUUCAAGUGGGUUAUGCAAAAGGAGGCCUGGGAGAUAAUCAUGUUCACUCCAGUUUUAUUUAUAGAAGACUACGGAACCAUGAAAGACGAGAAAUACAGAGGGAAAUUCUCUCUAUUUUGGGUUUGCCUCACAGACCCAGGCCCUUUUCACCAGGGAAACAAGCAUCUUCUGCGCCCCUCUUUAUGCUGGAUCUGUACAAUGCCAUGGCUAGUGAAGAAAAUCCCGAGGAGUCAGAAUAUUUGGUGAGGGUAUCCCUGGCUGGAGAUGCCAAAGAGACAAGAAAGGGAUACCUAGCCUCUCCCAAUGGGUUUGCGCAUCGUCUGCACUUACCUCCAAGGAUUCCUCUGACUACCCAGAGUCCACCUCUUGCCAGCCUACAUGAUACCAACUUUCUGAAUGAUGCUGACAUGGUCAUGAGCUUUGUCAACUUAGUUGAAAGAGACAAAGACUUUUCUCAUCAAAGAAGGCAUUACAAAGAAUUUCGGUUUGAUCUGACCCAGAUUCCACAUGGAGAAGCAGUGACAGCAGCUGAAUUCCGGAUUUAUAAGGACAAGAGCAACCAGCGAUUUGAAAAUGAAACAAUUAAGAUUAGCAUAUAUCAGAUCAUCAAGGAAUACGCAAAUAGGGAUGCAGAUCUUUUUCUGCUCGAUACAAGGAAGACACAAGCUUUAGAUGUGGGUUGGCUCGUCUUUGAUAUCACUGCGACCAGCAAUCAUUGGGUAAUUAAUCCACAGAACAAUUUGGGCUUACAGCUCUGUGCAGAGACGGGGGAUGGACGCAGUAUCAACGUAAAAUCUGCUGGUCUUGUGGGAAGACAUGGGCCUCAGUCAAAACAGCCGUUCAUGGUGGCCUUCUUCAAGGCAAGUGAGGUACUUCUUCGAUCUGUGAGAGCAGCCAGCAAACGGAAAAAUCAAAACCGUAAUAAAUCCAGCUCUCAUCAGGACACCUCCAGGAUGCCCAGUGCUGGAGAUUAUAAUACAAGUGAACAAAAACAAGCCUGCAAGAAGCACGAACUCUAUGUGAGUUUCCGGGAUCUGGGAUGGCAGGACUGGAUCAUAGCACCAGAGGGAUAUGCUGCAUUUUAUUGUGAUGGAGAAUGUUCUUUUCCACUCAAUGCCCAUAUGAAUGCCACCAAUCACGCCAUAGUUCAAACUCUGGUACACCUGAUGUUCCCUGACCAUGUUCCUAAGCCUUGCUGUGCUCCAACCAAACUAAAUGCCAUCUCAGUCCUCUACUUUGAUGACAGCUCCAAUGUAAUUUUGAAGAAGUACAGAAAUAUGGUAGUACGUUCAUGUGGCUGUCACUAGCUGGAAGUGCUUGGGAUAAUGACAAAACAGAUCUGUGUUAUGUUUAUGACCGCAAUAAAAAGCAGGGAAAUGGGGAAUUUCCUAAAA
This is a messenger RNA of Arvicanthis niloticus (Nile rat), 2182 nucleotides long. RefSeq names its product bone morphogenetic protein 5 (gene Bmp5). Gene Ontology annotation, cellular component: extracellular region. The record is from RefSeq and is a predicted model, not a curated record. Gene Ontology annotation, molecular function: cytokine activity; growth factor activity. Lineage: Eukaryota; Metazoa; Chordata; Mammalia; Rodentia; Muridae.